This is a messenger RNA of Medioppia subpectinata, 261 nucleotides long. The record is from the annotation of a GenBank genome assembly. NCBI's taxonomy places the organism in Eukaryota, Metazoa, Arthropoda, Arachnida, Sarcoptiformes, Oppiidae.
AUGGAAGUCUACAAACACCACCCACAUGGACCGGCUAAAAGUGCUAGCGCACAACACCAGCCAAACUGCCAACAAACAACUGGCCCAAUCAUCAAGGACCCAGAAUUUCAGCACCUAGCCAAACGAUUCGGGCGGCGAGCCGUACGUUUCCUACGAUGCAUGGGCUGGAAAUGGGCCAAACAAUGUGGCAGGUCCAUAUUCAUAUGUGGCAUAUCAAUUGACCCGGUUAAUUGCGUACGGCUGGCCGUAUAUACCGCGUAA